Messenger RNA from Aedes albopictus (Asian tiger mosquito), 743 nucleotides. RefSeq names its product activating signal cointegrator 1 complex subunit 2 homolog. The transcript has 3 exons. Bases 113 to 664 code for a protein of 183 amino acids. The record is from RefSeq and is a predicted model, not a curated record. NCBI's taxonomy places the organism in Eukaryota, Metazoa, Arthropoda, Insecta, Diptera, Culicidae.
UUCAAAUCAUAGCAAACGAUGAUUUUUUUUAAUCCUUGAAGCACUGCCGUUGAAGAACGUCACAAAUUUCAGAACUUGAAGUCUUAUUUUAUAUUAACUAAUUUUUGAAACAAUGAAUCCUUCAUCUGGAAACAAUUACCCAUACGGCCACUACAACCCUGCACCCGCCAGCCAGGAAUCGAGUGCUGUUUACUCUUCACCUCAGGAAUAUUACCAGCAACAAUUCAACCACACCCCAUAUCAACAUUCCGGCCCCAUGAAUAAUCCUGGUCAGCUGCCGAACAUGCCCCGCAUGAUGGGAACCGGAGGACAUCAACCUUUUCAACCAUCGUCGUCGCCGGCAGCGAUGCAACAGCCCAACAGUACAACUGCCCUACAGCAAGCCGGUGGCAUCCAAUACUUCAUGGACGCCGCCUGUACGGUUCCGGCCAGUUCAUUGCCCCAUCAACCGCAAGCUUUGAGCCAGUUUUCACCCCAACAGCAGCAGCGGUUCCUCAUGUCACAACAACAGGCAAUGACGCCGUUGUCGUCAGCGCAGCCGGUUCCACAGUCGGCUACGCUAGGAGGUAAGGAGAGCCCUCGGUGUGUCAAUCCUAACUGUGGCCAUUGCUGUGUUAAGCCUCAGACGGCGCCGGCGACCGGAGGAAAUAUCCGGCGGCAAUAAAUUAGCAGAUUGUUGAUUUAAAUUUAUUUGGAAUAAAACCGGACGAGUUUUUGCUCGUUGUGAUUUAGUAGGCAUAAUA